This is a messenger RNA of Labeo rohita (rohu), 3573 nucleotides long. Its product is annotated as nuclear GTPase SLIP-GC. Lineage: Eukaryota; Metazoa; Chordata; Actinopteri; Cypriniformes; Cyprinidae. The transcript is spliced from 22 exons. The record is from RefSeq and is a predicted model, not a curated record. Bases 96 to 2621 code for a protein of 841 amino acids. Gene Ontology annotation, molecular function: GTPase activity.
UUAAGGUCAGACAUCUUGUGCUGCUGAACUUUUCAGCUGAAUCAACGGCAGUGUCCUGUUUCACAGACGUUAUCCUGACAGAUAAAAGGACGGCCAUGUAUGCAGUUGUUACUCUGCAAGACUCAGAUGAGGUGAUGGUGGCACCAUCAAACUGGUUGAGUGAAGACAAGAAACAAUGUUACUGGCCCCCAUUCAAAUCAAAGGAGAAGUACUUGAAAGCAGUUAUGACCGGUCUUGAGCCUUCAACAGGAGGGAAACCAUGGGAGAAAUUAGCUGUUCUGUUUCACGUAGAAUAUGGCACUUACGAGCAGGCCAAGGAAAAGCAAGCAGCAAUGAGAGAGAAAGAACAAACUGUCACACAAAAAAAUCAAGUAAUAGAAACAUCUCAACUAUCUCCAUUGCCAUCACAAUCUGCUCUGUCUGGAAUUUCUUCUCAUGGCAUUUUGGUGAACAGCGUCCACCCCACAAUGGUCAGCCAAGGUUGUAAAAGAAAAUGUCCACAGCCAGAUUCAGCAGGAAAACCAUCUAAUAAACUGAACACAGAUAUGUUCAUAUUGAAGAGUGUGAAACAGAUCAUGGCACAAGUUAAAAUUAGAAUUCAAAACAUUAACAGCACAGACCAAACAACAAAUGAACAAAAAAACAACAUUUUAGAUGCCAUUGCAAAAAUGGACAAAGACAAAAGAAGAAAGGAAACCAUUGGUGUUUUUGGAAAGACGGGACAAGGAAAAAGCUCCCUAUUAAAUGCAAUCUUGGGAUUACAUUAUUUACUGCCAUCUGGUUGUUUUGGUGCCUGCACAUCUGUUGUUACUCAGGUGGAAGCCAAUCUGACUGAUUCCAACUAUGCAGCAGAGAUCGAACUUAUCUCUAAAGAGGAGUGGGAAAAUGAGAUGUCUUCAACAGACAACAGAACUGAAACUGUUAUAGAAAGAAUCACUGCACUGUAUGGAGCUGAUGCAGAUAAGAAAACAUUGGAAGAACUUAAGAACAGUGACAAAUAUGCUGAAAUUGAUAAUUUUUUGUCUGCCACGAAAAAAACAAUUUCACACACUAAAGUCACACAGGAAUUUUCCAGUGAUGUUGCACGUUACAUACAACACACUGACUGGUACUGGCCUCUUGUGAAGAGCGUGACGAUCAAGAUUCCAAACUGUCGUGAACUCCUGGAACACAUUGUGCUUCUUGAUAUUCCUGGGACUGGAGACUGUAACAAGAUUAGAGAUGACCUGUGGAAAUCUAAACUGAGACAGUGCUCUACUGUGUGGAUUGCAAGCAAUAUCAAUCGAGCAAUUGAUGACAGAGACCCCUGGGGGAUACUACAGCACUGCAUUCAAGACUUGGGACCAGGAGGAGAGUGCAGAAACAUAAACUUCAUUUGUACAAAGACAGAUGACAUUGAUCCGGACGAAUAUCUAAGAUUUGUAUGCCACUCUGGAGAACAAAUUUCUUUAGACAAGAACCCAAAAACAGGGUGCAUAAUUCAUAGGAACAACCGUGCAAAGAAAAUUGUGAAAGAGUUGUUUGAAAAUUAUGAUAUCAUGAAAUCAAAAGCCAGAUUCAUCACUGAUGUUUUCACUGUCAGCUCCAGGGCAUACCUGGAUAAAAAUCCACAUCUGGAACCUACUGAAACAGAAAUUCCAAAGCUGCAGGAUAUUCUGAAGAGCACUAACAGGAGAAUUAACCGAGAACUGACCAGAGAUUAUGUCAAUCAAGCAAAGGGAGUUUUGUCCUUCAUACAAAGCAUCCAACUAGAUACAGAUGAACAAAUGGCGGAGAAAAAAGCUGAAGUCUAUACAAAGUUGCAGAAGAACCUUGCAAAGGCACUGAAGAAGUUGGAUUGUCAGUUUGACUCACUUUAUAAGAUUUUGGAUCAAUGUCUCUCAAAAGGAGUGGAGAAAUCAGUGGAACAGUGUGUUGACACCAAAAACUCCAUGAUUGAAUCUGUUGCACCUAAUGAUAAGAGGGGAUUCCAUAAAACCCUUCAAGCAUUGUACAAGAACAAAGGAUACUAUUGGCCAAAAAACUGGGAUGCACCCUUAGAUCUGAACAUGUGCUUGGCUAAACACAUGCAUGACAACAUCGAUGAUGAGUUUAAUUUAAUUUUUCCUGUUGAUGCCAGUAACAAAACAGGAAUAUCAGUGCAAGAACAGAUCGAUAAGUUCAGUAUCAUCCAAAGUGACACUGCUUACUCACCAUCUUCCAUGCUAUACCACAUGGAAAACGUCAUCAAAACAGAGGAAACCAAAGUGAAGGCAUUGCUCAAAAGAGAAGUUGUUGAUAGAAAGAAGAAAAUCUAUUCAUCAAUCCAAACAACAAUUCAGAAUCAAAUGACUGCUGGCUAUGAACAAGCUGCAAAUUUAAGAGGAGAUAAAGCCAUGGAGAAGAGGGAGAAAAAAAUAACGGACACAAUUGAACUGUUAAAAUACAGCAUGUUCAAAGAUGCAAAACUGGAAGUUCUGAAGCAGUUCAAGGAUUUAAAGGAGCAUAUAUGCAAGACCCUUGAAUCUGUGCUAACGAGAUCAGUGGAACGCUCACUUUCACAAACCAGCAGAACCACCCUUAUGGAUGUCUCCAGAGAGAUUGAAAAGCUGGAGAGACUGUCAAGGGAGCUAUCUGACUGAGGACAAGAGAAACAGCAUCUCUGCAUUUUUUUAGUAAAAGUUAUUUUUAGGAUAAAUGUUUUUGUAUUAUCAAGCAUGCUUAAAGCUCUGUUAUGCUGAUUUAUUUGUAUUUACUUUUUUCCAAUCCUUUAAAUUGUUGGACCACACUUCAACUUUGUUGCUAAUCACAUAAGAAAAACUAUUUUGAGUGUAUUUGUAGACUAUUGCUGUUAUAAGGAAAAUAAUUAAACACAGGCUAAAGUAGAAUAUUAAAAUGAUAUUAUGUUACUUCAUAUGAAUUGUAACUUGCUUGUAGUUCACUGAUUAUGAUUACGUUUAAAUUCUAAACACACUGAGAACCAGUAAAGGGUAAAGUAAGGGAUCAUUUAUUUUGUAUAUAGACCAUUUCAGGUUGUCCAAAUUCAACUAGAUAAAGGAACACUCCACUUUUUUUGAAAAUAUGCUCAUUUUCCAACUCCCCCAGAGUUAAACAGUUGAGUUUUACCAUUUUCAAAUCCAUUUAGCCGAGCUCCAGGUCUGGCGGUAGCACCUUUAGCAUAGCUUAGCAUAGAUCAUUUAAUCUGAUUAGACCGUUAGCAUCUCGCUCAAUAUUUUUCCUAUUUAAAACUUGGCUCUUCUGUAGUUACAUCGUAUAUUAAGACUGAAGGAAAAUGAAAAGUUGUGAUUUUCUAGGCUGAUAUAGCUAGGAACUAUACUCUCAUUCCGGCGUAAUAAUCAAGGAACUUUGCUGCCGUACCACGGGUGCAGCAGGUUCAAUGAUAUUAUGCAGCACCUGAAAGUGACUGGCACUAAGUUUGUGUGGAUGCAGAGUUGCAGCUGGCAGAGUUGAGGGCUGCGUAAUAUCAUUGCGCCUCCGUCUUUGUACACUAUGUAACUACAGAAGAGUCAAUUUUUAAAUAGGAAAAAUAUCGAAACUUUUUGGUCAUUUUUGAGCAAGAUGCUAACGGUCUAA